AACCUGAUAGAGAUAUGGCCUGGGGAACUUGGAGCUAAACUAAGAGAGAUGAGUAUUUACAAGUGUCAUGGGCUGUUGAAUAUUUUCCAAGCCAAUUCGGUUAAGUUCAUGCAGGACCUUGAAUUACUUGAAGUAAAGGAGUGCCGAUCUGUGAAAGUAGCAUUUGAUCUUGGGGGACUAAUUGUUCGGGAACUAAUUGUUCGGGAAGGCCAUCCAGCUGUAGCACUCUUUUCAUUAACAAAUGUGAAGCUAAUCCACCUACCAAAGUUGUCGCAUGUUUGGAUGAACAAUUCAGCAAGAAUUCAAGGCUUUAAUCACCUAAGAUCCUUAAGAGGUAAGGGUUGUGGCAAAUUGAGAAAUCUAUUUUCGUCUUCCCUGGCCAAACUUUUUGUGAAACUACAAGAAUUAGAGAUAACUGAAUGUGUGGUGAUGGAGGCGGUCAUUGCCAAGGAACAAAGAGUAGAUGAUGAAGUGACACCAAGUACAAUCAUAUUCCCUCAACUGACUAGUCUCAAACUGAAUGCUCUGCCAAAUUUGAUGAGUUUCUGUCCUCAGGAUUACACUUUUGAAGGAUCAUUCUUGAAAAACCUACAAGUGAUCAAUUGUCCCAAAAUGGAGGCACUCCCUUCAGUAUUCCAGCACAUACAAGAGCUACAAAGGAGCAAUGACGGAUUCCAUGAAGAUGUUCAGAAAACAGAAAAAGCCCCAAGAAAGAUUAUUUUAAGAAGCCAGGGGGAAUUGACUAUCAUGGGAAUAGAUGAUGCAACUGAGAUAUAGCACAGCCAACUUGUAGCCAAAUGCCUUCAUGAAGUGAGAUUGAUGCGUGUCCAAUGCUGUGGGAAACUGUCAACUGUUACUACAUCGAGUUCAAUGCAAAAGUUUCACAAUCUUGCACAACUCAAGGUAUGGUGGUGCAAUUCAGUGGAUGUCAUAUUUGACCUCAAAGGGAUAUGGGCUGAGGAAGGAACAAUCACUCAGUUAAGUGAAUUGGAUUUCAAGUACUUGCCCAAGCUGAUGCAUAUAUGGAAGACUAAUUCUACCCAACAAACUCAGUGCUUCCGAAAUCUAAGAUCUCUGAAAGUGAAGAGGUGUGACAGCGUGAGAUACAUAUUCACACUUUCCAUGGCCAAAGUCCUCUUGAAUCUAGAAUGUCUAAGAGUUGGACAUUGUGAAAAGGUAGAAAAGAUUGUCAUGAGAGAUGAAGAAGAAGAAGAAGACGAUGAAGUGAUCAUGAACAUGUGCAGUACUGUUUUCCCAAAAUUAAGGACAAUCAAACUUAAAGAUCUUCCAAGUUUUGUGUGUUUUGGCCCUGGGGAAAAUGAUAGGGCACUACUUAAUAUUUGUAUACAACCAUCUUGUCGGAAUUGAUACUGACCUUGAGGAGGCAACUUAUUUGUCCCGUACUUGUCCCAUCUUCAGCUAAAAAAGACGCGACGCAGCUCAGUGGGAGGAGGAAGGUUGUCCUUUAUGACAGGAACUUGGAGGAAGUUAAUGAUCCAUGAAGCAAAUGAUGGAUAUUUGGUCGAAUCUAUUAUGUUUAGAUCAGCAGCUUCCUCUGCAAACGUGAACCAAUAUGCAACCCAACCUAUCACAAUAUCAAGAAACCC
Camellia sinensis is the source of this 1607-nucleotide messenger RNA. RefSeq names its product disease resistance protein RPS2. The record is from RefSeq and is a predicted model, not a curated record. Lineage: Eukaryota; Viridiplantae; Streptophyta; Magnoliopsida; Ericales; Theaceae.